GUACUGCGUGCCGGAGUGGAACUGUAGAGCUGCACACACACUGCUCUUUACUUUCAUUCUUUCCUCCACACUCUGUCCAUCUUUCUUGUUAUCUGUGGAGAAGAGUGACUAUUCCCUCUCUCUCACCUGCCUAUGCUCUCUCACCUUGGUUCUGGUGGACUAUAGAGGAGUUAUGCCUUUGAGUGCCUGCCCCCUGAGCAGCCUGGAGUAGAGGCUGCGUUGUCAAACCAUGGUGCUGCCCCCGAGACCACAAGACCUGAGAAUAUGCAAUGCUUAAUGGUGACCAUCCUUCGAGGAAAGGACGGCUAUGGCUUCACCAUCUGCUCUGACUCCCCAGUGAGGGUUCAGGCUGUCGAUCCAGGUGGUCCGGCGGAUCAGGCAGGUCUGCAGCAGCUGGACACUGUGCUGCAGCUCAACGGUCAGCCUGUAGAACAGUGGAAAUGUGUGGAGGUCGCCCACGCCAUCAGAAACAGCUCCAAUGAGAUCAAGGUGGUGAUAUGGCGCACCGGGCCAGCCGCCAAGCCCAGUUUCGAGGGCCUCAUCCACCGGCCCUCCCAUAAGCCCUCCUCCUCCAACUAUGAUGCCCCCUCGCCCCCCACCAGGCGGCGGGACAGGUUCAAGGACCGGCUAGACCGGGACACGCCCCCACCGGCCGUGCCCCCCCUCCCCACCCACCACAGGACCAGCCGCCAUGUGCUGGUCAACGGCUCUGAGGGGGCUGGCGGGGGAGGGUUAGGAUGGGUUGGGCUAGGGGGGCCGUUGGGGGAGAGGGGGCGCGUAGGAAGGGGGGCGGAGGAGGUGGAUGGUAAAGCCAGGACCCAGACCCAAAGCCUGAGCCACACAGCCACGCUGAAGGGGACUAGAGUGAAGGCGUCCAACGGGGAUAACUACAUCAUCCUGGCCCCCAUCAACCCAGGAAGCCAGGUAUUGAGGCCUAUCUACCAGGACAAGCAUGGUACCCUGGCAGGGAGGAUGUACCCGCACCAGGCCAGCGUGCCCCAGACUCAGGGUGGUGGCAUUGCCCCACCAGGGGGUGUAGGACUAACAGGCCGGACCACCUUCCUACGACGAUCUACUAAUGCCAAGACGUCUAAACCAUCCGAUGCCAACCUCUCUGGCCAACCCCCACCCAGCUACCAGCAGGCCCAGAGCUCCUCCAACUUUGCUAACUACCAGAACUGUACUAUAGUACGCUCCCAUGUACCACACGGCAACCCGCACGGCAACUACGGCUACGUCAAAGCAGCACCCAAGAUCCUCAUCUUCCCCAUCUUUGUUCAGCCUCUGGACCUGUGUAACCCCACACGGACUCUGGUGGUCUCUGAGGAGAUUAUCCUCCACGAGAGCAAGCACCUCUCCAUUAAGGUGACAGUGUUCAUCUAUACAGACCUGAUGCUUGUGACCAGAGAGGAUGAACCAGGGAGAUGUCACGUCCUACAGAACCCUCUAUUCCUCAGACAACUACGGCUACAGGACGAUCGUGCUGAAGAGCUGAGGUUCUAUCUCAUCCACAUGACUGAGAAGUGUGACUGCCUGCUCAGUCUGGAAGCCUACUCUGCUGACCAGAAGCGGCGUGUGUGUCAGUGUCUGAAGGACAACAUUGAAAAGCAGCUCCAGCUCCAGAGGAGUGCACCCUUCGUCCCUCCUGCCGACCAGAUGCUUGAGCCCAAAGUGGACACCCCUCCAUGUGAGCUGGAAGGAGGAGGAGGAGGCCUACCCCUGCCACGGGGGUCCGAGGAGGACCUCCUUUACUCCUACCCCUCCAGCCCCUCAGAGCCCCUGACUCUGGGCAGCCCACACCCCUCUGAGCCCCUCACCCCCCUGGAGGAGGUCUGUAUCCCGCUGGGUGACGAAGAGGAACACAAGGUGCCCCCCACCCCGCCCCCCUCCACCGAGGGAGAAGACUGCAAGAGCAUGGAGGGCACCGAACCCGAGAUCUGGAGGGAGAGAGAGGUGGAGGAGGAGGAGGAGGAGGAGGAGGAGGAGGAGGAGGAGAGGAAGGGUGAGGAGGAAGGAGAGAUCGAGGAUGAAGGGAAAAGAGAGAUGGAGGAGGAGGGAGGAGAGGCGAUUCCCUCGGCGACGGAUGACGAGGCCCCGUCAGAUCCUCCCGACACCAACGCCCCACCCUCCUCCUCUUCCUCCUCCUUCAUCAUCCCUGAACUCCGCCUAGACCGCUCCUUCAGUGCCAAUGCCCUCUCCUCGCCCAACACCGACGAAGAGUACGACGAGGAUGAUGAAGACGAUGAAGAAGAAGAAGAAGAUGAUGAUGAUGAAGAUGACAGCGAUGAUGCCUACCCAGAGUGCAGCGACAGUAAACGCCGUAGCAUGGUGGAGGGCUCUGCCUGCGAGAAGCACGGCGGCCGGCUGAGCGUCCAGAACUCACUGCGGCGCCGCACGCAUAGCGAGGGCAGUCUGCUGCAGGACCCACGCUCUACCUGCUUCACCUCAGACAACACCAUCAACUGCCUGGAUGUGAGCCACGGACACAAGGGGGGCUGGACGCUGCCCUCGCCCAAGACCCUGAAGAAGGAGCUGACCAAGAACGGAGGCUCCAUGCACCAGCUCUGCAUGCUCUUCUCUGGCAGGAAGCUCAGCGCCGGAUCCACAUGCAGCUGUGAAGUUGGCCCCGAAGGGUCCAAGAAGAAGAAAUCCAAGAAUCUGGCCAAAGACAUGAAGAACCGGCUUGCUUUCCUGAGGAGGAGGAAUGAGUCUCCCGGAAGCAACCCAGCCGGCAAAUUCGACAAGUCCUUGAAGUCGUCAGUAAAGCCCACCCCGGAGGAGGCACUCAAAUGGGGGGAAUCUCUGGACAAGCUGCUGGCCCACAAAUAUGGCCUGGCGGCGUUCAGAGCUUUCCUGCGCACAGAGUUCAGUGAGGAGAAUCUGGAAUUCUGGUUGGCGUGCGAGGAUUACAAGAAGAUUAAGUCGCAAUCCAAGAUGGCGUCCAAAGCCAAGAAAGUCUUUGCUGAAUACAUUGCCAUCCAGUCUUGUAAAGAGGUGAACUUGGACUCGUACACCCGAGAGCACACCAAGGACAACCUUCAGAAUGUGACGCGCUCCUGCUUCGACCUGGCCCAGCGCAGGAUAUACGGCCUGAUUGAGAAGGACUCGUACCCUCGCUUCCUCCGCUCAGAACUCUACAUGGACUUAGUCAACCAGAAGAAGGCCAGCACCACGUCCACCUCCUCAUCGUCAUAAACACGAAGAGAUCAGGAUAGAACGUGAGAGACGACGAUGAAAGAGAGAAGGCAGAGACUUGAAAGCAGGGGGAGGUAGUUUUUUUCCAUGUUUGCCAUUUUGUUUUGUUUCUGCCAUCAUCCUGUCCCACUAUGAGUUGGGUGUGAGAGAGACGGCGAGCUAGGCCGUGGCACUGAGGGGGGUGUUGUUUACACAACGACCAUGACAACAGGCUGAUGGAGGGGGGAUGGAGAGCCCAUUCAGGACAGCUGGUCACCGUCAUGUGAGGGCAUGUCCAGGGAUUUCUCUGAUCACUCUCAUUGAUUACUGUCUGUCGUUCAUAACGACAUAUGUUCGUUUGUCCGUAUUUAAGUUCUCUUCCAGAUGUACUGGAAAAAGGGUUGAAACCUCCGCAGACAAGAAGACAGUCCAGUACUGUGUUGACGUUUAUUUUUGUAUUUUUUUUUACACCCCCUUUCCUCCUUUGGAGCCAGUUCAAAUGCUGUUGGUACGACACAGAGGUUUGUUUUGUCCUAGUUUUUCCAUGUCUCACAAAGCUUUCAUGACCAUUUCCAAAUGGGCUUGCGAGAAAAAGGAGAAACGUGGUUGCUGGAUCAAUGUCUGGAUGACUGGACAAAAAGCAGUUUCUUUAGCUUUUUUCUGUUGUCAUGUUCUCCAAUUCACGGCGUACACACUUCUUUGAAGCACAGUCGGCAUCUGUUCUGUUCAGCACCUUCUCACAGGGUCUCACCUCGUCGCAUUCAUCCAAAGAAUACGGCAAAAGACACAGAGACAGAGAGAGAGAGAGAGAGAGAAAGAUGGAGAAAAGAAAAAUACCAACAAUAGAACGGACCAAAACUGCAAAAGCAGAAACGUGCCACUCUCACUCUAAAACAUCUUGGAAAUAAAAAAAAGACUUGCUGCCUGUCUCCAAAGACUGUCGAAAAAAAGAGAAGUAACACUUGACUCUGUUCUGAUCAGCAAUUCAUUGUAGCUCCACCUGGACUGAACAAGGCAGCAUUCUCAGGACAUUAAGGCACUUGACUAUGAAGCUUCCAAGCUUGAUUUAGUUUUUUUAUUUUCGUUUUUACACAUAAAAUGUUUUUGUUUUUUUAUCGUUUUAGGUUCAAACAUGCACUCCAUAGGUAUACUGAGCAAUACUGUUGGGAGGUUGCUCUUUUCAUAGACAUAAAAAUGAAAAAAAAAACUGCUUCACCUGUACAAAGGUUUGCCUAUUUAUUUAGAUACCUUGCUGGAUGCUUCACCAACUGCACUCAGCUGAAAGCGCUCCCUCCCCCUAACCACGAACCAGGUCUACCGCUGUCCUAACUUUAAGUGCAAUAUGUUUUUGUUUAUUUUCCUUUUUUGGGGGAUAAGUUUCAAUUUUGAUUGGAAAGACAAUGGCUUGAGCUCUGUAUUAUUAACUUUAUUUGUAAGAGUCGUGUUGCAAAAUUCAGCUAUAAGGUUGAUUUACAGUUUAAGUAAAUAAACAAGAAUAGAUACAUGAAUUAAGCAAGUAAUUCUAACUGUGUACCCUGGCAGCAGGCAGCUAGGGUUUAAGGAUGUACAUAUAAUUCUUUAAGAAAACAAAGAAAAAACAAGAAAACAAGAGGUUUCACUUGCGUCGAGCUGGAACCUGGCUGUAUCUAUGUAAAUAUGAGAGACUCAAAGCUAUAAGAUUACAUGUAUUGUAAUAAAAAUGAGGAAGGUCCACCCUUUCCUGGUCAUACAAUGUUUGUCAGGAGUUUAUGAAGUUUAUGAAAUGUAUUUGAUCAUUUUCACUGUUUACAAUUCAAACCCAACUCCUAAGAUAGCAAGCAAAAAAUACAAUAGAAAUACAUUUGGUGUCAUUCCUGAAAAUAAAUAAAACAACCAACUGGUGAAAUAAUAAA
Molecule: messenger RNA, 5066 nt
Organism: Coregonus clupeaformis (lake whitefish)
Lineage: Eukaryota; Metazoa; Chordata; Actinopteri; Salmoniformes; Salmonidae
Product: regulator of G-protein signaling 3-like
Exons: 17
Coding region: 265-3195 (976 amino acids)
Biological process (GO): signal transduction
Cellular component (GO): plasma membrane; nucleus
Molecular function (GO): protein binding
Source: RefSeq, a predicted model, not a curated record